UCACCAUGUCCACUGCAGCUCUCUCAACACAUCAGUCUUCUUUGUAUUGUACUGUAGUUCCUUUGUGGUGUAAUGCCAUACAGUAUAUGAGGAACUGGGGCUGUCUGAAGUUACAUCAUUGCUGUAAGCAAGUUGGAGCUGUCAAGACUCAAGAUGAAUGUCUCUGAGAAUGCUAGCUCUGAUGAGUAUGAUUUCUGGCAUAUUGAAAAGACGGUGCCGUGUGUCAUAUUGGGGUUAUCCUUUCUUAUUGGAGUCCCUGGAAACCUGCUGGUUAUCUACAUAAUCCUCCGACAUGUGAAGCAGCGCUCUCACACAGUGGUGCUUAUUCUGAAUUUGGCUUUUUCAGACCUAAUGGCCCUGAUCACCCUGCCUGUCUGGAUCUAUGCCUUUGCAGACUCCUGGGUCUUUGGUGAGGUGUUUUGUAAGUUCCUAAUUUACAUCGUCUACAGCAACAUGUAUGCCAGCAUCUUCCUUAUCACAGCUAUGAGCAUUGAACGUUUUGUGGCAGUGAUGUACCCAUUUGCGCUACAAAACUGGAAGAGAAAGGAUGCUUUACUGAAGGUGGUGCCUGUCAUUUGGAUCUUUGCAUUUUUGUUUGCUAUUCCAAUCAUCCCAGCACAUGGCCUUGGAGAAGAAUAUGACAGCUUUCAAUGCACUGUCCGGAACUAUACAUCAGAUGAACAGGAGAUUGUGUGCCUGGUGGUUGAGACAUUGGUUGGAUUCAUCAUUCCUUUCAGCAUCCUCUCCAUCUGCUAUGCAUGUGUGGGCAAGCGAAUCCAGCAAAUGAGUUUCAAAACAAAGCAGAGGUCAACUACCCUCAUCGCCUGUGUGGUCAUUGCUUUUGCUGUGUGCUGGAUCCCCAACCAUGUUUUUAACCUAAUUACAGUGUCAUCCAUAAUGAUGAAGAACUCAUCUACAGAAACAUCAGAAGCACUCAAAAGUAUUGAAGAAAAAGGGGUCUUCAUUUCAGGAGCCCUGGCUUUUAUAAGCAGUUGCGUCAACCCAAUACUCUAUGUGUUUAUUGCACGACGGUUCCGUAAAACUCUAAGAGAAACUGGACUAAGGAAACUUUUUACUCAGAUUUCCAUUUCAACUACAAAUGAGGCAACAAAGGAGAUGUCAUUUAUAUCACGGAAAGCAAGCUCUACUCAGAACCACACCAGUUUUUCUAAUGUCUCAGACCCUAACCUGUGACCAAAAUGCUGUUUUGAUACGCUUUAUCAAAGUGGACCAGCAGUCAGUUUGAGAGGCUCAGUGGAAGUGAAUGUACAGUUUUUGGUGUGCAGUGUAGAGGAAGUGAACAAUUUUACAUUAAAACAAAGUUUUCUGCUUGAUAAAUGAAAAAAGGUAUGAAAUAUUAAGGAAUACUGUAAAUAUGCCAUUGACAGUGAAACAGGAAAACUGUCUGAAUUAAUACAUGAGGAAAACUAUAAUUACAUUAGUCUAAUCAUAGUAUUUUCAAUAGUUUUCAAAAAUAAUUUCAUGCUGUCAUUGUUUCAGAUACCUUUACAUUUUAUAAUUUUGUUUAGAUAAAUGCAAUGUACUUAAGGAGCAGUUGGGAUCCUUGGAUGCAAAGUAGUUUCUUUUAAAUUUUCAGUAUGUAAAAAAUAUAACUAUAACUCUCUUAUAAUCAUUUUAUCUACAUUCAUGACUUUUCAUUUAUAUAUGGUAUGUUUGCCAUAUUAUAUACAAUACAUAUAAAAUAAUCUAGUAUGCUGGUUCAGUAUGCAUUGUUGCCUUAUAGCUGUAGGCAUGCUGGUUAGAUUCCUGACCUGUUGCUGUCUGUGUGGAGGUUUCAAUGUCUCUCUUUGUUUAAUGUUACUUUCUUUUCUCUUUGCCCCCUACUUUCCUAAAUUUUACAUUUGAGAUUAACUGGUGUCUCUAAAUGUAUGUGUGAAUGUGAGUGAUAUACCAUAUGGUGGACUGAUAUCACCUGCUAGACAUGUUCCUGCCUUCUGCCUGAUACUGCUGGGAUAGGCUACAGAUCUCCAAAGCUCAUGCACGUAUCUCAUUUAGGGAUUAAUCAUUGUAUUUGUUCACCUGUUUACGUGUAAUCAGCCUUAUAUUGUGUGUAUGUGAUAUUAUGUACAUGUUGUGAUGCUAAAUCUAGUAAAAGAAGUAAUGCAAGUGUUCUGUGGAAUUUUCUCUCUGCCGCUGGCCUGUACCAUUUUAGUAGAGUUUGAAAUGCUGUCCACAGGCUGGGGAAUCCUCCAUGGGAAUUUGAGACUGAUGCUGGAAGUCACUAAAUAUAGAAAGUCUUAACUUGAUGUUGUCUGCUCAUGACGCCCUGUCUGGUGCUGGUGACAGUGAAGUCUGACCUUAGUCUUUUAAAUCUCUGUGCAUGUAUGAAAUGUCUUUUUGCCUAAUGAAGUCCAUGGGGUUCAUUGUAUUUAAAUGAAUGGAGCUAAAAUGGAUAGAAGAAAGUGUAGCUAAAGAUUGCAAAAAUUUCAGAUUUGGAUUGGAAAGUACUUAAAUUUUGGGAGAAAUGUCAUUAUCUACUAUUAGUGACUAGUUUAAAGGGUGGAGACUUAUGAGAGGGGAAGUGGCAGGCAAAAGACAUUACUUAUCUUGUAUAUGUGUGUUUCUAACACUUAGCUAGUUUAGGUGGGCAUUGGCAGUUUUGUUAAAUACACAUACAAUGCAUUCACACUCAGGUAGUGUUAUACAGCACAACAAACUGUAAAGUGCAAAAUUUCAUGAAUAAAGUUCUGUA
Erpetoichthys calabaricus (reedfish) is the source of this 2713-nucleotide messenger RNA. RefSeq lists its product as uncharacterized. NCBI's taxonomy places the organism in Eukaryota, Metazoa, Chordata, Cladistia, Polypteriformes, Polypteridae. The transcript has a single exon. The record is from RefSeq and is a predicted model, not a curated record. Gene Ontology annotation, molecular function: G protein-coupled receptor activity. Bases 154 to 1194 code for a protein of 346 amino acids. Gene Ontology annotation, biological process: G protein-coupled receptor signaling pathway. Gene Ontology annotation, cellular component: membrane.